Molecule: messenger RNA, 5574 nt
Organism: Bacillus rossius redtenbacheri
Lineage: Eukaryota; Metazoa; Arthropoda; Insecta; Phasmatodea; Bacillidae
Product: vitellogenin-like
Exons: 10
Coding region: 81-1340 (419 amino acids)
Biological process (GO): lipid transport
Molecular function (GO): lipid carrier activity
Source: RefSeq, a predicted model, not a curated record
GCUCGCGAGGGAGACCCGACGAGAGAAGAGGCUCAUCCGGGCGGACUCCCGCCUCGCCCCAUGACGCGCAGCCUGCGGACAUGAAGCUGUUCCUGCUGCUGGCGGCAGCCUCGGCCUGCGUCGCCGCGAGUCCCCUGAAAGAUCCCCUAAUAUGCGGAAGCCCAAAAUGUCAAGGAUCGGAGAAGUUCCAGUACGCGGUGGGGACGAGCUACCGCUACCAGUACGUGGUGGACGUGAGGACCUUGUUCGAGGGCACCAGCACCAACCAGUCCACUCUGCACGUGGAGGCCGAGGUGGAGCUGAAGUUCUCCACGCCCUGCGAGGGCACGCUCAAGGUAGGACGUGUGUCCCUUUCGGAGCAAAGCACCAGCGAGGGCGAAUAUGACGACGCUGAGUACUCGGUGCAGGAGCUGGCAGAGUCGGCGGCCUUCGGCAAGGCAAUCGCACAACACGAUCUCAGGUUCGGCUUCGAAGACGGCAUCGUCUCGGAGUUGUGUCCCGAGGACAGCGAGCUGAGUUGGGUGCUCAACUUCAAGCGGGGCAUCCUGUCCGCCUUCCACAACUCCAUGAAGAGGUUUGACAUUGACUUCAAGGGCAUGGAGGAGGACGUCAACGGGCAGUGUGCGACCAUGUACCAGCUGAGUGGCGCCAGCAAGACCAGCCUCAAAAUACAGAAGAGCAAGGACCUGACAACUUGCAGCGCACGCUACAAGCACCACACCGUCCUGCAGACCACGCCAUACAUCUUUCACUCGAACUACCAGGCGCCGCCUGUGAUGCGCUCCAGCUCGCGAUGUCACCUCACGGUCGACCACAACGUCUACACGAGCGUCGGCUGCGAGGAGCGGCACGUGUUCCGGCCGUUCAGCGGCGCUGCCAGCGGCGCCACCACCGUCACCGCCCAGAGCCUCACGCUGUUCGCGGAGAACAACGCCACCGCGAGCGACGACGACGAUGACCCAGGCGUGGUGACCAGGCGGACGAGCCUGCUGUUCGACCACGACCUCACGCCCAAGCCCACCACCGGGGAGCUGAAGGCGUCGCGAGACCUCGUGAAGGUCAUGUGCAGGCUCUCUACCGAUGACAUCCAGAGGGACUUCCCCAACGUCUUCACACAGUUCAUCCACACAGCGCGGCUGCUGUCGUCCCAGGCCCUGACGCAGCUCUUCAGCAGGGCCAACAGCAUAUGUCGUAGUGGCAGGAAGCACGUGACGGACGCGCUGCCCCUGCUGGGCAGCAACGCAGCGGUCGCCGUCAUGAUGGACCUGGUGCAGAAGGGCCGCGUCUCGGAGGAGACGGAGCGCGAUUGGCUGUUCCUCGUCUCCUUCCUGCCGAGGUAGGUGACACUGGACAGGGUGUAAUGCUGGAUUCACAAUUGAAAAAAUAACAGUAACAGUAACAGUAACAGUAGGUCGUGUGCAUAGGAUAUGAAUGCCAUGUUUCCUAACCUAACGAUUCACAACAGCAAAAAGUUGGUCGUGUGCACGGGAGCGAGGUCGUGCGCAUAGGAGUGAAAUGAAUAUAUUUUAUUUCGGUCGCGUACGCAUGGCACAACAGCCAAUGAGAGAAGAGCAGUGUGCUUUUUUGGCGGGACUAGAAAUAUGUUUAUAUUUAUUAACCAUAUUGUGGUAAGAAAAUGUCGAGAUAAUAAAAGUAUUAACGUUAUUUUGAAAGUUAAUAUGUUUAUUUACUAACACUGCUAACAGAUGUCGCAUAGUUUGCGAAAUUUCAUUGGCUAAAAUUAGCAGUAAAAAUUCAAUUGUGAACUGACUUCGCAGUUCGCACAGGUCGUGUGCACAGGUCGAGUGCAUGGCUUGCUAUGCACCCGCUUAAUUUUUUUAAUUGUGAACCCAGCCUUAGAAUAUCGGAUAAAUAAAAGUCGGCAGAGCUUACAAAACACGUUUACUGUCCCACACAACAAAAAAAAAAAAAAACAAGCCGGUCACCAGUCUAGCCAAUAACAUAACAAUAAAACCUACCAUGUUUUCUCAUAUUUCAAACAGACGAUAAUUCAUUCUCCAACACAGGGGCCGUGAAGCUCUCAUUUCAAGUUAGUCCCUAGCGCUAUCGCCAACCUCGAAAUUUAAGUACCAACCGGUAUGUUUUUGAAGGUGUGCUUUGCACUGGAGCGAAAAUAAUACAGCGAAACCCCUUAUUUACGUUACCGUUAUUUACGUUUUCCCGUUAUUUGCACUAUAUUCUUCAGGUCCCGGUUAGUUCCCAUUUAGUCCAAUACAAUACUUUCCCGCGAAUUACGUCUCAAAAAUCGAAUCCAUCCCGCUAUUUACGUCACGUAACAACUGUAAACAACCAGAAAAUACCGUGGAGCUAGUAGGCUUAAAAACAUCGUGAAAAACGUAACGUUUAUAGUCGGCAAUGAACAUUUUAAAUCGCAAAAUAUACAUAUUUCAUAACAUGAAAAGUUGCUUUUAUUUCUAACCAUGUAAUAAUUUAAGCCUAGGCGUAUAAAAGUACGAGUAAUUAUAGAAGACAAUCUAAAAUGCACGAGGAAAAAACGUAAACUCACGAAUGUACAAACAUGGCUGCGUCCUGAUACUGUAUUUAUGUCACAACUUAGCCGAAAUACUGGUACGAGACAUAAACUUCACAAGAUAAAAUGAGCGAAGUCUUGGUAACUGCUUUAUACAUCUUUUAUAAUUUCGGAAGUAUUGUACAUUUGACGCAUAUUUUUUAAACUAACCAUUUAUUUCUGGGGAUCGUAAAUAAUUAAUUAUUGGUAUCAAGACAUCACGAUAAACGUAAACUUGAACAUGUCACGGCAGCGAGAAAACUGGUGCGUAUACCAAUCAACUGGUAUUAGAACUCGAUAAAAUUGGUACACGGGAGGUGGAGCUUAUAUUUUUUUCCGCUAAGCUCGCAUCUAUUGGCUGGCUGCUGAUGGCAGGUCAUGAGUCUGGGCGGAGCAUAGAGUGCGCAUGCGCCGCCGCGUCGUUACAGCAGCUGACCGAGUACAAUGACCUUUCUCCGCGUACGGCGCGCUAUUGACGGUAAAUUUUAAUCAAUUUGCGGCCUUUUUUUUUUUUAAUAUUUUUUUUUACUGUGAGCAAUGUGUAUGUAGCCCGUAUUUGUUAUAAACCCUGCCGGUUGCAACUGUAUUUAUAAUUUGGAGAGGCAAAUAAUCUCCUUAAACAGCCAAAAAAGCAAGCAGAAGAAAAUUUCAGAUUUUUUUGUUAGGAAGUAAUCAGAAAAACAUAUUGGCUUUCAUUCUUUUUUUAUUUUUGUCAAAUGUGGUAAAUUAAUAAUUGAUUAAAUACUAAAGUAAAAUUUGUUGUUAGUGUGUUUGUACCUGCAUUAUAGUAUGUGCUAUUAAACAAAAAGAAAAAAAUUCUAAAUAAGGUAAACUGUACUCCUUUUUAUACUUUUCCCUUUAUUUACACUUUCCCGCUUUUUACACUUUUUUACUUUGUCCCCAUGAAAAGUGCAAAUAAGGGGUUUUGCUGUAUUGUUUUUCUGACAACCUAACAAUAGUUGUUUUGCAUCUUUAAAUAUGUAAACACUUAUAAAGAUAUUAGUAUGGUCACACUGUUUCUCUUGGUUGGUUUUUGUGGAAGAAGUUUUCAGUCUUACGCACGUUUAUACUUUUGUGUUUUUUUAUUUUUUAUUUUGCUGUAAAACUUGAAAACUUGACAAUUUUUUUUAAAAAGUCAACAAUGAUACGGAAAUUCAAAUGAAAUGGUUAAACAAGUGCUCUUAUAGUAUCGCUUUCCCAUAUCUUGCAUGUCAUGCACAUUUUAUUUGGGCUUGCUCUUUGUUUGUUUCAAUGCUAGUAUGCCAAGUAUUUUUGAGCAAGAGUUGAAUGUUUCCAUUUGUGGUAUUACUUUGAAGUGUUGGAAAUUCAAGAAUACACAUUGUUUACAAGGGUUUUUGUUAUUAUGUAAACAGUUUCAUCAUGACAUUGGGGAAUCCUUAAAUACGUUGUGACAAAGUUUUAGGUUUGUUUUAGCGUUAAAAUUUAUAUUGGUGGUUUUAUGUACUUAAAGAGAAAUCAAGAACCCGGGGGGAGGGGGGGCGGGAAUCAUUUUGUUCAGCCCCUUCCUUAUUUAAACCCCUCAAAAAACUUAACAUUACUGUGAUCAUAGAUGUAAACAUGAUCUGUGUGUAUCACAUUACUUGAAAAGUAUGAAUUAUUAAUCAAGAGACAUCAUUUUCAUCGUAUCAGUGUAAUUCCAAGCAUUAAAAAAAUAUUGGAACUCAAAUGAAGUCUAUACUCGCCUCCUUCAACCCACAUCUUGUCCUUACCCUCCAGAAUUCUUCUUUGUUCGUCUGUGUUGUCACCAUUGUUUUGCCACAAUAUUUGUUUAAUUUCAUCGCUGUGUUUACACGUGUGUUGCUGUAUUGUUAUACUGUUCAGGUUAUAUGUUUUGAAUCAUCACUGGGUUCCUUUAUUUAUCGCUGUUUUGUCCAGGGUGGUUGUUCAUCUGUAUUUACUGUUCUUGUCGCAACUGUCUUGUUUGUCGUCAGCCCACUGGGGGGUUCGUAUGUGCUGUGACAAGUGUUCUUACUAAUUCGGUCUACAGAAUUCUCUGUGCUAUUUAGGCAUUUAACAUUUGACAUCAGCUAAUUUUUGGCUUGGUUUUCUGUGUGUGGUCAUCUUUGGUUUGUCUGUUCUUCAGUCUUUCUCUAUGACACACAGUGUAAACCAGCAAUGGUGUAUGUCAAAUACAUAUAAUGUUUGAAAUCAAACUUCCUCAUUGCAAGAAUCAUUCAAAGAACGCGGUAGAUACAUUCGACCCCCACGUCCUUGGUAGAUAAGCCCUGUCCGUGGUCAAGACAGGAUGCCCGGUGGCAGGGGCUUAGUCAGGGGGGGGGGGGAGUUAGGGGUUAUAACCCCCUCCUUAGACCCAAUUCUUUUUUCUUAACUGAAAGGAGGUAAGCUAAAAGCCUGGGUGUCUUACUGCUAUCACCGGCCACUGCACUGGAGGGGAAGAGUAAGCGAGCCCUACCGAUUCUCCUUACCUUCCUCUACCCCUGUCGCCAGCAGAAGCUAUAAGGUUGUGACGCCGUGACGGGUCCCAAGCUUUCAAAUAUCUUACACCUACUGUAUUUAACCAGCGUGGUAAUUAUAAGCAGGUGUUGACUGGGCUUCCAAAAGUGUAAGGAUCGCUGCAUGUGUAUAGAAUUGAGACGACGACAUGGUGUCAUGUAACUCUUCAAGCUAAAGCUAAUUGUUUCCAGGAAUAGAUCAGUUCUGCCGAAACCCAACCCUUUUUAUUCCUUUUUUUUUUGUAUUGUCGAGCUUCAACCAUGAUUUAUGAUUUCGAGUGGACGUAAACAAGGCACUUGGAUUGAUAAAAAAUAUCUUUGAUUAAUUUCUUACUUCAUCACUGGAACAAUUUUUUUUUAUUAAAAAAUUAAUAAUAUUUUCACCAUUACAAAAUUUUUAAGUUAAGUACCGAAAACUGCUAAAAUAGCACUAUUGUACACCUUAAAAUCCAAAUUUUUACCGGGGGUCGGACCCCCGGACUCCCCCGCUUUAUUAGAAGGGGGGGGACCGUGCUUCUUAACCCCCCCCCCCCCAUACACAAGUCCUGGCCACGCCACUGCCCGGUGGGU